Lobosporangium transversale is the source of this 722-nucleotide messenger RNA. RefSeq lists its product as hypothetical. Lineage: Eukaryota; Fungi; Mortierellomycota; Mortierellomycetes; Mortierellales; Mortierellaceae. Gene Ontology annotation, cellular component: cytoplasm; nuclear exosome (RNase complex). Gene Ontology annotation, biological process: RNA processing. The transcript has 3 exons. The coding region runs from base 98 to 664 and encodes 188 amino acids. Gene Ontology annotation, molecular function: RNA binding. The record is from RefSeq and is a predicted model, not a curated record.
GUCACAUAUUCGUUUAAAAUUUUAUUUUUCAGAUCUUUUUUUUUUUAUAGCAAGAAUUCAUUCAUUGCAAGUUGCUUUGACAAACUAACCAUUAAGAAUGACUUCAGUUGCAGACGCAGUCGUACCCGGUCAACGACUUGGACAUAUUCAGGAAUACAAUGCUGGAGAAGGAACAUAUGCACACCAGGACUUCUUGUAUGCCAGCGUUGUUGGCAUUAAGAAGGUCACAAUAGCAGACAACGAGAUACCCACAAUGAGUGUACAACGGGAAAACACACAAUCAGCUAUUCCGGAUAUCAACGCCAUUGUCACUUGUAAAGUCGUGCGCGUUAAUCCUCGAUUUGCAGCUGUCAACAUUAUGGUAGUCGAUGGAAAACCAUGCACAGAUGACUUUCAAGGCAUCAUCCGUGUACAAGAUGUUAGAGCCACUGAGAAAGAUAAAGUGAAGAUCUACAACUCAUUUCGACCUGGCGAUAUUGUUCGUGCACAGGUGAUAUCGCUGGGAGAUGCAAGAAGUUACUACUUGUCAACGGCUGCAAAUGAAUUGGGUGUGAUCUUUGGAACAAGCGUAGCAGGAGGAUCGCUCAUCCCAAUUUCAUGGCAGGAGAUGCAGUGCACCAAGACCAAAGUUAUCGAACUACGAAAGUGUGCCAAACCUAUGUAGAAUUAGUUUUUACAUGUCACAAGAGUUCCCAUCAUCACACCAUAAUACAGCACUCCCA